GGGCAGGUCGGCGCUGGUAAUUGGCGUGCCCCGGCACCAACCGGCAGAGCGCGUCCCGCGGAGGCGGCUGGUGCAGCAGCCAAUGCGGUGCAUGGGCGGAGAAGGCGAUCGCUCCCUCCUCGCUCCCCGCGGCUCUGGCGGGGCUUCCGGGCGUUCCGCACUCCGCAGGCUGAAGGGGCCCUGGGCCCAGACCCCAGUCUCGGAUGAUGUCCCAGCACCGGUCGUUCGUUUUAAGAACACUUUCAUUGCAGAUAGGACAAAAUUCAAAGAAGGUACCAAUGUGAGAUUUCUAAAGAUAACUACAGCACUCGACCCAAGGUUUACAAAUCUGAAGUGCCUUCCAAAAUCUGAGAGGGAUGAGGUGUGGAGCAUGCUUUCAGAAGUCUUAAAAGAGCAACACUCCAAUUCGGAAACUACAGAACCCAAACCACCAAAAAAGAAAAUCAACCUUCUGCUGGUGGCAUCUGACUCAAAUGAUGAAAGUGAACAUGCAUCGGUCUGCACUGCUUUGGAUCAUUAUCGAGCAGAGCCCCUCCUUAGCAUGAAUGCAUGUCCUCUAGAAUGGUGGUUGAAGCAUGAAGGGACAUAUAAAUCUUUAACCCAUCUGGCACAUAAAUAUCUUGCAAUGCGGGCUACAACAAUGCCAUGUGAACACCUGUUCUCAGUUUCAGGUGACAUUGUAAACAAGAAGUGGGCAGGAUUAUCUCCUGCAAAUGUAAACAAACUUGUUUGAGUGAUUGACUGAACAAGAAGUAGGACUGAGUGGACUUGUAAGCUCUAAUGUUUUACAUUGUUUUAUUUUUGAAUGCAGUUAUUUUUUCUACAUAAUUCUAUAUGUUUUUGUACAUAAUUAUAUACACAAUGCACAGUCAACCUGUGGAACUCCUUGCCAGAGGAUGUUGUGAAGGCCAUGACCAUAACAGGGUUCAAAAAAGAACUAUAUAAAUUCAUGGAGGAUAGGUCCAUCAAUGGCUAUUAGCCAGAAUGGGCAGGAAUGGUGUCCCUAGCCUCUGUUUGCCAGAAGCUGGGAAUGAGCGACAGGGGAUGGAUCACUUUAUGAUUACCUGUUCUGUUCUUUCCCUCUGGGGCACCUGGCACUGGCCAUUGUCGGAAGACAGGAUACUGGGCUAGAUGGACCUUUGGUCUGACCCAGCAGGGCCAUUCUUAUGUUCUUAUAUCUGUAAGUUCAACUUUCAUAAUAAAGAGAUUGUAUUACAGUACUUGUAUGAGGUGAAUUGAAAAAUACCAUUUCUUUUGUUUUUUAUAGAACAAAUAUUUGAAAUCAAAAAUAAAUAUAAAGUGAGCACUGUACACUGUGUUCUGUGUUGUAACUGAAAUCAAUAAAUUUGAAAAUGUACAAAACAUCAAAAAAUA
Molecule: messenger RNA, 1374 nt
Organism: Caretta caretta (loggerhead turtle)
Lineage: Eukaryota; Metazoa; Chordata; Testudines; Cheloniidae
Source: RefSeq, a predicted model, not a curated record